AUGGAAACAGUCUCAACAUCUAACAUCGAAAUUCUCCAAAGUUUUAAGUCUAAAACUCUACGAGAAAUUGUGAACGCUCCAUGUUCAACGCGCCAAACAAAGCAGCAGGCACAAACCAACUACAGUAUUGCCAACCGCAAAGUUAAACGCAGCGCUAGAGCCGAUAAGCGCAGAUGGCUCGACAAUUUAGCAACAGAAGCCCAAAAAGCAAGCGAAUCACAUAGGCUCAAAGACCUACACAACAUCACUAAAGCUAUGGUGGGACGUAAACACAGGAUUGCAAAGCCAAUAAAAAAUACCAGGGGCGAACUAGUACACUCUACCGAAGAUCAGUUAAAAGUUUGGGAAGAUCACUACAGAAAUCUCCUAGCGGGAAACAACACCUAUCCUCAGCAGGAACUAUGUAGUAGACACCACGAACAUGUUGCUCGCAACGAUAUAAACACAGAUGUACCUAACAUCAGUGAAAUUGAGGCAGCAAUAACUCAGCUUAAAGCAGGUAAGUCCGCUGGUCCGGACAAUAUUGCUCCCGAACUGCUCAAAGCAGACAAAAGUUCAGCUGCUCAAAUUAUUCAACCAAUUGUCAACAACUUCUGGUCCCAAGAGUCAUUACCGCCUAAUCUUAAAGACGGCAUCAUUAUUUAUAUACCAAAGAAAGGUAACCUGAUGGAAUGCUCCAACUGGAGAGGCAUAACUUUACUAAAUGUAGCUUAUAAAGUUAUUGCUCAAAUCUUACAUAAACGUUUAACUUCGGCCGUUGAGCCUACACUACGAGCCGAGCAAGCAGGAUUUAGGCAUAAUCGAUCAUGUGCCGACCACAUAAACAGCCUUCGAAUAAUAGUCGAACAGUCUAGCGAAUGGCGAUCUCCUCUAUACUUGCUGUUUAUCGACUUUAAACGUGCAUUCGAUACACUUCUCCAUACCACGAUCUGGUAUGCAUUAGAGUGUAAAGGUAUACCGAUCUUAGAUGUGGUUAUGUCGGAAGCUAUGAGCACAAAUCAUGGCAUCUCAUUCGGCCUUCAUAACAAACUUACUGACCUCGAUUACGCUGAUGACAUCUGUUUACUAACGCAUAACUUUUCCCAGAUGCAAAUAUCGUUAAACAACAUCGCAAAGCGUGCACUGGCAGCUGGUCUGUCAAUCAAUAUCAACAAAACCAAGUCUAUGCGUCUCAAUUCAAACUGCUUAACGAAGUUUCAACUAGAUGGCUCCUACAUCGAAGAUGUACAAAGUUUCUGCUAUCUGGGAAGCUACAUUUCGAACAACGGCGGCAGUCGGCAAGACAUACAGUACAGGCUAUCGAAAGCGAAGCAAGCGUUUGGAACCCUUAGCAAAAUCUGGCGUUCAUCCAACAUCACACAACGCACUAAGAUACACCUGUACAAUGCAAACGUAAAAUCAACUUUACUAUAUGGUAGUGAGAGUUGGAACCUAACGGCAAGAGACGCACAACAGCUACAAGCCUUUGUCAAUCGUUGUCUACGACGCAUCCUUCAUGUAUUCUGGCCAGCAACCAUAACCAAUAAUGAGCUCUGGUUUAGAACGAAUCAGCCUCUUAUAACUGAUGAAAUAAUGAUGCGCAAAUACAAAUGGCUUGGCCAUACGUUAAGAAAACCCGCUGAUGAUAUCGCAAGAAAUGUCUUAGAUUUCAACCCUCAAGGCAGUAGAAGACCAGGGCGUCUGCGCAACACUUGGAAACGACAAACUGAAGCCGAAUCAAGAAAUGCUGGAAAGAGCUGGAAGUGCAUUGAUGAACUAAAACCUUUGUAUGGCGAUAAAGCAGCAUCCUAUAGCACUGUGAAAAACUGGUUUAAUGAAUUCAAUCGUGGCCGACGCUCGCUCAACGACGUAUUCCGUGAAGGUCGGCCAAAAACGGCCGUUGUGCCAGAGUACAUUGAUGCCGUGGGUGAACUGAUAAUGCAAGAUUGUCAUGUGACAUAG
Molecule: messenger RNA, 1941 nt
Organism: Teleopsis dalmanni
Lineage: Eukaryota; Metazoa; Arthropoda; Insecta; Diptera; Diopsidae
Exons: 4
Coding region: 1-1941 (646 amino acids)
Source: RefSeq, a predicted model, not a curated record